AUGUCCUUAUCAUCGAUUCCCUUCAUACUUACAAUCAUAUUCUCCACUUUUUCUGGAUUCAUUCCAUCCCCCUUCCCAUGCAACCUGAAAACAGCACUGGAUCCAGAAGGAAAUGGGCGUAUUGUGCCAGUCUGUCGAAGACAUGAAUUAAGGGGCCUGGAUGUUACGUUUCUAACCAGAAAAUUGGCUGCAGUCUUAGCGUCGCUGGACUCAAUUAAUUCAUUUAAUGUCACUCUACUAAAUGCCAACGAGUCAAGCAGUUUUAUUGAUACCUUGCGUGGCUCCGCAUAUGACGGUUUUAACGCAGUUAACCGACAAAGUAAGGCUUCCCGGCCGGAAGACCUUUUCGCCAAGGCAGGGAUUACAAUUUCUGCUACUUCCGGUAACUCUGACAUGGACGAAGUUGCGGUACAAAUUGUAGGAAAAGGAGUGUCAUCAACCCCGGGUAUUGUAAUAGGUACCGUUGCUUCCAGAGGAUUACGCCAGCCCUCCAUGCUGUCGUUGUAUGGUUUCUCUCUUCGCGGUGGCAUCGAGUUAAAUGACCACUUGUAUAUUUUUAGUUGCGUAUCCUCACCUUGUACAGUGAACGGAUUACUUGCAAUUUUAACAAAUGGAGAUGUCAACGUAUUGGAACUAAAGACAUCCGAACCGCUGGAGAAUAAUCAAACCAUGGUUUUUGUAAGGGGCCUGGGCGGAAACAAGGGCAUUCUAGGAAAAGAGCAGUUCUCGUCUUUACCAGGAAUUACCAUGUUGACAGCAGUAAACUUCCCGUCGUUUCCGUUCUAGAAAUUUAGUAAUUUUGGCUUUGAGUUUUCAUUUUUCGAUUACUAUAAAUUUCUGUAAUUUUUUGGGAAGAAUUCAAAAUCCGUAUCAGUCAGUAGAUCUAUAGUUGAUUGGCUUUUGUAGAAUAAUUACACAAUUUCAUAAAUUUUGGA
This is a messenger RNA of Folsomia candida, 935 nucleotides long. RefSeq lists its product as uncharacterized. NCBI's taxonomy places the organism in Eukaryota, Metazoa, Arthropoda, Collembola, Entomobryomorpha, Isotomidae. The record is from RefSeq and is a predicted model, not a curated record. The transcript is spliced from 5 exons. Bases 1 to 786 code for a protein of 261 amino acids.